AUCUUUCUCUCUCCAUCUCUCCACUACUUUCUCUCUCCAUCUCUUCACUACUCUCUCCCAGUUCUGUGAUGAUGACUGUUCUGGAACGCCUGCGCUCUCCACGGCUCACCUUCUUCCUAACGUUGAUGUCGUUGCUGCUGGGCACCAUGGCCGUAUUCUCCCCCUUCUGGUGCGAGGGCUCCCAGAAGGUGCCCAAGCCCCUCUGCUCUCCUGUCAAGAAGCUCCGCUGCAUCCAGGUGGAGGACCUGUCCAACGGCUCCACUGAAGACACGUUCUCCUGGGAGACGGGUGACGACCGCUUCGCCUUCCCCACCUUCCACUCGGGCCUGUGGAUAGCCUGCCAGGAGAACAUCCUCAAGGAUGCCUGGGAGGAGAAGUGCCGCAGUUUAAUGGCUAUCACCCCGGGAUCUGAGAGAGGAAUCCUCUGGCUGUCUGUGACCAUGGAGAUCAUGUACAUAGGCCUGCUGUUUAUCAGCUUCAUGCUGCUGCUGCUACAGUUGUGUCUGUCUGCCUGGUUCCCUGCUGCAGAGCGCUGGGGCCAGCUGGUCAAUGCCUACUCUGCACUUUUCACUACACUGGCGGGGCUGCUUGGUAUGGUGGCUCACAUGAUGUUUAUGCAGGUUUUCCAAGUCACUAUUUCCAUUGGGCCAGAGGACUUGAGACCACACCAUUAUGGCUAUUCCUGGGCCUUCUACAUGGCCUGGGUUGCCUUCUUAUUCUGCAUGUCCUCGGGCAUCUCCACGCUCAACAACUACACCAAGAAGGUCGUGAUGAACCGGCACAAGCACAAGUCUCAGGGUUACCCAUGCCGCAACUUCACCUUCCCCCCACAGCCGCCCACCACCCACUACAGCCUCCCUCCCCCUCCUCCCUCAGUCCCCCCUCCUUCGCCUCCCUCCCCACCCCUGUCUCCCCUCUCCCCGUACUACAACACCUCGUUUGGGGACGCCCCGUCUCCUCCCCUGCCUGAGCAGCAGGAGCUGCAGGAACUGCAGGAGCAGCAGCAGCAGCGGGAGCAUCAGCGGGAGCGGCAGCGGCAGCUACUGCAGCAUCAAGCCUCCAUGCCUCCGCCGCACCCCUCGCAGCAAGCUACCUUCUGCCCUUACUACUCCAACGCUGCCCCUUCCCUCUCCAUCUCGCCGACCAUGUCAGGCCACAGUUACACACUGCAAUACUCAGAGGAGGAGUACAGCCCACUCUGA
Molecule: messenger RNA, 1202 nt
Organism: Clupea harengus (Atlantic herring)
Lineage: Eukaryota; Metazoa; Chordata; Actinopteri; Clupeiformes; Clupeidae
Gene: gsg1
Product: germ cell associated 1
Cellular component (GO): plasma membrane
Source: RefSeq, a predicted model, not a curated record